CGUCAUCUACAGCACAAGCUUAAACUUGGAUUUCACCUUUCGGUUGCUUUUACUCGUGAUUGCCCCGAGCCUUUUCUCUGUUUUCUUAUUCUUUCUUUUUCUGAUACAAACUGUGCCAAUCAGAGACCACUGUGGUGCCCUACCAGGAGAAUGCAGCCUCUGUCUAUCUCUUGAACUUCUCGGAUACCGCAUAUAGCCAGCUCAUCAUGGACGACAGUUCAACUCCCCUCGCUUCCCUCUCCGUCACCCACGUCUACUACGACCCCAACGACCAUGUCUCCCUCGCCUGCGCCUACCUCGCCCUCCUCCCCCAAGCCCUAUGCGUCGUUUACGCCACGCUCGUCCUUUUUACCCGCGAGGUCGAAGUCGCCUUGAUGUUUCUCGGUCAACUUGCCUGCGAGGUGCUCAACUUUGCCUUGAAACGGCUGAUAAAAGAAGAGCGUCCGCGUCGCAUACACGGCAAGGGCUACGGCAUGCCUAGUUCCCACGCACAAUUCGUUGCCUUCUGGAGUGUCUCCCUGGCUCUGUUCCUGCUUGUCCGCCACAAGCCGCCUCGUGUACAUCAGGUUCGUGCAGAAAGUGGUUUGCACCGGCCGUGGAGCGUUCUCGAGAGAGUUGCUGUGAGUGUAGCUGGGGCGGCGAUUGCGGCGGCGACGGCAUGGAGCAGAGUGUACUUGAACUACCAUACCCCUAAACAGGUCGUUGUGGGUAGUGUUGCAGGUGUCAUAAGCGCUCUCGGUUGGUUCCUUAUUGUUGCUGCCGUGAGGCAAACCGGCUGGUUAAACUGGGCUCUAGAGACGCCUUUGGCGAGAGCUUUCAGAGUUAGGGAUCUUGUCACUGAAGAGGACAUGUGUCAGGCUGGUUGGGAGAAGUGGGAGAAGAGGAGAGCUGCUGCUCGAACGAUAAAGAAAGACAGAUAGUCAUCAAUGAAUUGACAACAAUAAUCACAUGAGAGACUAACUACUAAUAUAAA
Messenger RNA from Fusarium oxysporum Fo47, 973 nucleotides. Its product is annotated as dolichyldiphosphatase. The record is from RefSeq and is a predicted model, not a curated record. The transcript is spliced from 2 exons. Gene Ontology annotation, biological process: lipid biosynthetic process; protein N-linked glycosylation. Gene Ontology annotation, molecular function: dolichyldiphosphatase activity. Bases 207 to 920 code for a protein of 237 amino acids. Gene Ontology annotation, cellular component: endoplasmic reticulum membrane; intracellular membrane-bounded organelle. NCBI's taxonomy places the organism in Eukaryota, Fungi, Ascomycota, Sordariomycetes, Hypocreales, Nectriaceae.